This is a messenger RNA of Penicillium brevicompactum, 342 nucleotides long. RefSeq names its product histone H2A. The transcript is spliced from 4 exons. Bases 1 to 342 code for a protein of 113 amino acids. The record is from RefSeq and is a predicted model, not a curated record. NCBI's taxonomy places the organism in Eukaryota, Fungi, Ascomycota, Eurotiomycetes, Eurotiales, Aspergillaceae. Gene Ontology annotation, molecular function: structural constituent of chromatin; protein heterodimerization activity; DNA binding. Gene Ontology annotation, cellular component: nucleosome.
AUGACUGGUGGAAAGUCCGGCGGCAAGGCCAGCGGUUCCAAGAACGCGCAGUCCCGUUCCUCCAAGGCCGGUCUCGCCUUCCCCGUUGGUCGUGUUCACCGUCUGCUCCGCAAGGGUAACUACGCCCAGCGUGUCGGUGCCGGUGCUCCCGUCUACCUCGCUGCGGUCCUCGAACCCGUAUCAUCCCCCCGUCACCUCCAGCUUGCCAUCCGCAACGAUGAGGAGUUGAACAAGCUCCUGGGUCACGUCACCAUUGCCCAGGGUGGUGUUCUCCCCAACAUUCACCAGAACCUUCUUCCCAAGAAGACCCCCAAGGCCGGAAAGGGCAGCCAGGAGCUGUAA